AUGGUCCAAACGGGCGAGGAGCGCGCUGUACACCUGGCACGGGAGGCUGUCGAACUGGUCGACGCCGGCCACCGAGAGGCGGCGUCCCGAAAUCUCCGAGAGGCGUUUUCCAUCGCCUCCGACCACCCCGAAGUCAAGGCCGCCUUUCUCAAAGUCCAGCAAGAAGAAGAAAACAGUCACCAGCUGUUGGAUCUCUGCCAGCGCUAUGCAACCGGCAAAGAUGAACAGGCAGGAAAAGAGGCGGUGGCCUAUCUGGGCCGGGACGGGCUGAAAUCUCCGGAGAGUGUCGCCUUGGAAUCGUUGAAGCUCUUGUUGGCACAACGGCCGCAUACCCUGUCCCCGCUCCAGGACGAUAUAAUCUCUGGGUUGGUUCGACAGCACGCGAGCGUUCGACAGUUCUUCUCGUCACAGCUGCAAAUCUCCGUCACUACAUUUUUCGAUGAAAUCUACGACCGAGGCGACAGUGCUGCGGUAUGCUUGGACACAGUUGUGUUGGACCCUAAUGUGUGGCCAUCGGAGGAUACCCGGUCGCACUGCGAGAGUGAACUGUUCCAGCUGUUCCUUGCCAAGUUGAUGGAGUCUGGCCAUGAUUUGGAUGGUCGCUCGCUGAAGGGAAUCACCCGGUUGCUCGCGGUUGACGCAGGGCGACUGCAACACCUGAUUGAUGACGAAGGGUUCGAAGUGAUUUUGUUGUCGUUGGACAAUCGGCUGCCGCUGGAAUUGCGGAGCCAGGCGACUUUGGCCACGGCGAAAUAUCUCGAGGUGUCCAAGGAGACGGGCGAGAAGAAGUUUUCGACCCUGAUUGCGGCGAUGAUUGCCCGCGGCCGCUUUGACGAUGUGGUGGUGGCCUUUUCCGCGUUGGCUGCUGUCUUCCCUGUGGCUCCUCCUGCUGCCGCCCAUCUAUUCUUGACAGAUGAAUUUAUGGCAUCCUUGGCUCCGAUGGUCUCGCGAGACGCCAAGACCAAGAAAGUCCAGGUCCCUGUGCUAGAGCUGCUGAAUGCUGCGUGCAUCAACCGGCCAUGUCGCGAGGCGAUUUCUAAAAAGUUCUCCGACUGGCUGUCGCACAUGUUGACCAACGGCAGCGACGAGGCCUCGGAAUUGGCGGCGGUGGUCCUGGCGAAGAUCCGAGCAUCCGAGAUCGAGCCAUCCUCAGGCAACGGUAAGGUUCAGGAGGAGAACAGCGAGGUCCCGGAGCUGGUUCAACGAUUCAAGGGACUGAUGUCUGAAAAUAAGGGUGAAAACACUCCUCACGCAAUUGAGGGACUGGCCUAUUCUUCGGUCAAGCCGGCCGUCAAAGAGCAAUUAGCCGAGGACCCUGCGUUUCUGCGUGAGUUCAUCAUAGCGCUUCAACAGUAUACUCGGGAUUCCUCUGUCCUCUAUGGUGGGCUGAUGGUCAUCGUGAACCUCACCCAAUUCCUGCCCAAUCUCUCCGAGGAACAGAAGAAAAUGUCGCAGCUGAAAGACUACGCCGAUAUCUCGACGGGGAAGGCAAGGGCUGCGCCAGAUAUUCGAAACGAUGACGAGGCCGUGCUGCAGCGUUGUGGCGCUAUCAUCAAUGCGGGUAUCAUGUCGUUGCUGGCCGAGUGCGGUCGACUGGCUCUGCCCUCUGUCCACGACCUUGCAGCGAAAAUCCUUCUGGCCUUGGCGAAGAAUCAAAAGUCUCGUGGAACUCUGGCCCAGCAGGGUGCGGUGAAGCUCUUGCUUAGUCUUACGGUUCCGAAACAAGGCACUCCCUUGCCUGCUCUCAGCGAAACGACGCAGAACGCGUCGCACGCAUUGGCCCGAAUUCUUAUCUCCGUCGAUCCUUCAAACGUCUUUCCGUCUUCCGGGUUUCCCCAAGUCACUACCGCCGUGCGUCCUCUACUUUCUCUCCUCUCGUCGCCGGAGACAGCCAGUUUUUCGGCCGAUCAGCCCCGUGACCUCCUCCCGGUGUUUGAGAGUCUACUUGCUCUGACAAACCUUGCAUCCUAUCCACACGAUGACUCUGCCCCGGAACUCAUUGUGCGGGAAGGAUGGGACGCCGUGGAGGAUCUCCUUCUGUCCAGUAAUGUUCGCGUUCAGCGUGCCGCCUGUGAGCUGGUCUGUAACCUGAUGACCUGCGAAUCUGGCGUCAUUAAGUUUGCCGAUGGGUCCAAGCGAGCUGCCCAGCGCCUUCACAUCCUACUGGCGCUGGCCGACGCGGAUGACUUUGCGACUCGGCGAGCCGCCGGUGGGGCUCUCGCCAUGCUGACUGAAUUUGAUGCGGCUAUGGCGGCAGUCCUGGAUCGGCCACGUGGAGUGGAGCUGCUAUUGGGCCUCUGCCAGGAGGACGACGAUGCUUUGCUUCACCGGGGCGUCGUAUGUGUGCGCAACCUGACCUGCAUGGCAUCCGGCGACAUUGGUGUGCGAGCCAAGGCCGCCGUUCGAGCUGCUGAGGGUGUGGACAUUCUCACCGCGUGCCUCAAGAAGACCUCGAAUCCCGCUGUUCUGCAGGUGGGCGUCGAGGCUCUAAAGCCAUUGAUCAGCCAGUGA
Penicillium alfredii is the source of this 2511-nucleotide messenger RNA. Its product is annotated as UNC45-central domain-containing protein. The record is from RefSeq and is a predicted model, not a curated record. NCBI's taxonomy places the organism in Eukaryota, Fungi, Ascomycota, Eurotiomycetes, Eurotiales, Aspergillaceae. The transcript has 2 exons. The coding region runs from base 1 to 2511 and encodes 836 amino acids.